Xenia sp. Carnegie-2017 is the source of this 1916-nucleotide messenger RNA. Its product is annotated as ER degradation-enhancing alpha-mannosidase-like protein 2. Lineage: Eukaryota; Metazoa; Cnidaria; Anthozoa; Malacalcyonacea; Xeniidae. The record is from RefSeq and is a predicted model, not a curated record. Gene Ontology annotation, cellular component: endoplasmic reticulum; membrane. Gene Ontology annotation, molecular function: mannosyl-oligosaccharide 1,2-alpha-mannosidase activity; calcium ion binding. Bases 53 to 1618 code for a protein of 521 amino acids. The transcript is spliced from 12 exons. Gene Ontology annotation, biological process: carbohydrate metabolic process; mannose trimming involved in glycoprotein ERAD pathway; endoplasmic reticulum mannose trimming.
AGAUGGCGGAAAAAUUUGAAAUAAGUUCUGUAAUUCAUAUUUUUGUGUAAAUAUGCUAUCUCAUAAUGGUAUUAAUAUAUUUAUUUUAUUCUUACUUCAUACCCUUAUGCCAUCAAAUUUUGUGCUUACCAUCUCUAAUCGCGAUAUAUCAUCGUUAAGGGAGAAAGUAGUAUCUAUGUUCUACCAUAGUUAUAAUGGCUACAUGAAGUAUGCAUAUCCUUAUGAUGAACUGAAACCUCUGACUUGCACUGGUCAUGACACAUGGGGCAGCUAUUCCUUGACUUUAAUAGAUGCCCUUGAUACCUUACUGGUUAUUGGAAACCAAACUGAAUUUGUACGAGUUGCAAGCGCUCUUGUCAAAACUCUAGAUUUUGAUAGAGACAUCAAUGUUUCUGUUUUCGAGACAAAUAUAAGAGUGGUUGGUGGUCUAUUGUCUGCCCAUCUUCUAUCAGGAAGAGUUGGUUUUCAACUUGAUGAUAACUGGCCAUGUGAUGGUCCAUUGUUGAAUUUAGCUUUUGAUGUUGCUGAGCGCCUUCUUCCUGCUUUUGAUACAAACACUGGUAUGCCAUAUGGUACUGUCAAUUUGCGUUACGGUGUGCCUGAGGGUGAAACAUCCAUCACUUGUACAGCCGGCGUUGGAACCUUUAUUUUAGAAUUUGGAACUUUGUCUAGAUUGACAGGUGAUCAAAGGUUUGAAGAUGCAGCUUUAAGGGCUCUAAAUGGACUCUGGAAAGCAAAGUCAGAUUUAGGCCUGGUUGGAAACCAUAUUGAUGUUCAGACAUCCAAAUGGACAGCUCAAGAUAGUGGAAUAGGUCCGGGGAUAGAUUCAUAUUUUGAAUAUCUUCUCAAAGGUGCUAUUCUAUUCGAUUCACCGUGGCUUUUGGAAAUGUUUAGAGAACUGUAUAAAAGCAUUGUGGUUUAUAACAAGGUGGAUGACUGGUACAUUUGGUCAAAUAUGUUUAAGGGAAAGUAUUCAAUGACAACAUUUCACUCUCUUGAUGCAUAUUGGCCAGGUUUGCAGACACUUCAUGGAGAUGUUGCAAAUGCAUCCAGAACAUUAAAAAACUAUUAUAGUGUAUGGAGAAAGUUUGGUUUUACACCAGAGUUCCUUCAAAUUGCACAUGGUUUACCAAUUAAAGGAAGGGAGUCAUAUCCACUACGUCCAGAAUUGAUUGAAAGUACAAUGUAUCUAUACCAAGCUACAAAAGAUCCAUAUUUUCUCGAAAUGGGUAGAGAAAUUUUACAUUCAAUUGAAACAUCUUGUAAGACAAAGUGUGGAUAUGCAACGGUAAAGAAUAUUAUCACUCAUGAACUAGAUGACAAAAUGGAAUCAUUCUUCUUGGCAGAAACAACCAAGUAUCUUUAUUUACUCUUUGAUGCAAACAAUUUUCUUCAUGGUGAGUCAGACCCAGCAGACAAUGACCUUAAGUGCAAGAUGCACUCUCAGGGUUAUAUAUUCAACACAGAAGCACACCCUAUUGAUAUUGGUGCACUAAAAUGUUGUCAUACAAAAAGAAUAAAAGAAUUUGAAACAAAAGUGACACCAUUGCCUCUCACAUGCAAGACUCGUAACUUUGAUGCUAGGCUAUCAUUUGGAGAAAAUUUUAUUGAAGACUAAUAAACAAUAGUUGCUUUCAGGUUUAGUACAAGCUGUAAAGGAAAGAUGGAUGUAAGAAUUCUUUUGUAGGGUUUUUUUUGUAGUUCAUUACAUACAAGGUAUUGAGACAAACAUGCUACAUAAAUAGUUUAAUAACUCUUUAAAAACCAGUGUUACUUACAACAUGUAAAACAUUUUUCAAACAAAACAUUUUUUAAUCUAAAUAUUAAGGUUUGUAGAUUACAUCAAUCACGAUCAUGUGGUAUUCUUGUAAUUACAUUACAUAUCUUUUUACAUAAAACAUCACUUGAGGCGCAAA